AUGCGGUCAAUCAGGCUGAUGCUUGUUCCAGGUCUGCUGUUUGCUGCCUUGGUAAACCUUGUGGAGGCUGAUCGACAAACACUCUCGAAUUUGUUUCGCUACACCGUCGAGACGGACGACUUUGGUGGCUGCGCUACAAUUGGAGAGGACACCCUGAAUUCCAUUGCCGAUGACGCCUACACGCUGGCUACACAGGGGUCUAAAGCAAUGAGUGACUACCAAGACACCGUUGCGAAUACGCAUGAAGCGGCAAAGCGAUUGGUGGAUGUUAUGUUUCUCAAACCAUCCGACUCUGAGUUCGAAACCGUCAAAGGAAGAGCCGACGGGGUGAAAACUUGGCUGGAGUCAGGCGGGAACGUCAACAACGGCCAGAACAAGAAAAAGCCUUAUUUGUUUUGUGGUGACUCGUGGGUGAUUCGCCAGGACAUGAGCAGCCAGAUGAAGGACAAAGACGGAACCGAUAUGGUCGACGGAGAUGGCGCGAUUAUCCGUAUCAAGGACAGCUCAAAGAUGGUGAAAGCACGAAAGAAGAUUGCAAAGGAUUGGAACGUCAAGGAAAGCAAAAUCUAUCCUUAUUGGAGUGCAGGCAUUGGCGCUUAUAUUUUCAACGUAAAAUAUUCUGAUGAUCCAACCAAAAAUGGGUGCGACGAAGCAGACGCCUUGGGAUAUACCAUGAACCAAGGCUCCAUAAGUCUCAUUGUGCUUUGUCCUAAGUCGUUUACUGAGGUUAAGUUGCAUGAGACGAGUAUUUCCGCAUUCGCAAGCAGUUACUACGAGAAGUUUGGCCAAGCCCCAGAUGAUAACACAAGAAUCAGAGACGUCAUGCCUGCAGGCCGUACUCUUUAUCACGAAUUGUUUCAUUUAUACUGGGGUGAAGACCUGCACCCUUCUGGUAAGGAGGAAUACGUAUUCCGCAGGAUGACGGGAAACGCCGCGCGCCGUGAUGGAACUUACUUCGUGAAGUCACAGGCCAUGUCGAACCCAGAAAACUAUGCUAUGCAGGCGGUUGCCUAUGACUACACUCUAUCCGUCACAGCUGGGGCCAAGGACUACCCAGUAGAGUUCUAUACUGGUUAUGCCACCUAUGAAGACUGA
Penicillium odoratum is the source of this 1095-nucleotide messenger RNA. RefSeq lists its product as uncharacterized. The transcript is spliced from 4 exons. Bases 1 to 1095 code for a protein of 364 amino acids. The record is from RefSeq and is a predicted model, not a curated record. NCBI's taxonomy places the organism in Eukaryota, Fungi, Ascomycota, Eurotiomycetes, Eurotiales, Aspergillaceae. Gene Ontology annotation, molecular function: metallopeptidase activity.